Molecule: messenger RNA, 2658 nt
Organism: Sturnus vulgaris (Common starling)
Lineage: Eukaryota; Metazoa; Chordata; Aves; Passeriformes; Sturnidae
Gene: PLK2
Product: polo like kinase 2
Biological process (GO): regulation of synaptic plasticity; protein phosphorylation; mitotic spindle organization
Cellular component (GO): centrosome; nucleus; centriole
Molecular function (GO): protein binding; protein serine/threonine kinase activity; ATP binding
Source: RefSeq, a predicted model, not a curated record
GGGGAGGGUAGGGUGGGUGAAGCAGGACCGAAGAGGGCAGGCAGGACGGAGCCGUCAGGGCGCGGUGAUGGAGCUGCUACGGACUAUCGCCCACCCACCGGGCGGCGGCGGUGCCGCCAAGUGCUGCGAGGCGGCGGCGGGCAGAGCGGCCGGGGGCGAGUCGCGCAGGAAGAAGGCGGAGGAGCCGCCGCACCAGCACGGCCACCCCGCAGCCGAGGUCUCCCGGAUUAUAACCGACCCCACGACGGGGAAGCGCUACUGCCGCGGCAAGGUGCUCGGAAAGGGUGGAUUUGCCAAGUGUUACGAGAUGACAGAUUUGACAACAAAUAAGGUUUAUGCUGCAAAAAUCAUUCCUCACAGCAGAGUAGCAAAACCUCAUCAAAGGGAGAAGAUUGAUAAAGAAAUUGAGCUGCACAGAAUGCUUAAUCAUAGACACGUUGUGCAGUUUUACCACUACUUUGAAGACAGAGAGAAUAUUUACAUUCUUCUGGAAUACUGCAGUAGAAGGUCAAUGGCUCACAUCUUAAAAGCAAGGAAGGUAUUGACAGAACCAGAAGUACGAUACUACCUCAGGCAAAUUGUGUCAGGGCUAAAGUAUCUUCAUGAACAGGAAAUCUUACACAGGGAUCUUAAACUAGGUAACUUCUUCAUCAAUGAGAACAUGGAACUGAAGCUGGGUGACUUUGGCUUGGCAGCUAGGCUGGAACCACUGGAGCACAGGAGGAGAACAAUAUGUGGCACACCAAAUUACCUCUCUCCAGAAGUCCUCAACAAACAAGGGCACGGCUGUGAAUCUGAUAUAUGGGCCUUAGGCUGUGUAAUGUAUACAAUGCUGUUGGGAAGACCCCCGUUUGAGACUACAAAUCUUAAAGAAACAUACAGAUGUAUAAGGGAAGCAAGAUACAGCCUGCCAUCAUCUCUCUUGGCACCUGCAAAACACUUAAUAGCUAGCAUGUUGUCAAAAAACCCUGAAGAUCGGCCCAGUUUAGAUGAAAUAAUUCGGCAUGAAUUUUUCUUACAGGGCUUUACACCUGAUAGACUUUCUGCAAGCUGUUGUCACACUGUCCCUGAUUUCCAUUUGUCAAGUCCUGCUAAAAAUUUCUUCAAAAAAGCAGCUGCUGCUCUCUUUGGGGGUAAAAAGGAUAAGGCCAGAUACUUCGACACACAUAACAGGCUAGCUAAAGAAGAUGAAGAAAUCUACAAGCUCAGACAUGAUUUGAAGAAGACAUCGAUAACUCAGCAGGCCCCCAAACACAAGACAGAUGAGGAGAUUCAGCCUCUUAUCACAACAGUGGUGAAGCCAGGAGCAUUGCCAGAAACUAAGCAGAUUGGAGACUCCAUUCGGAUGAUAGUCAGAGGAACUUUGGGAAGCUGCAGCAGUAGCAGUGAAUGUUUGGAAGAUAGUACCAUGGGAAGUGUUGCUGAUACAGUUGCAAGAGUAUUGAGAGGCUGUCUGGAGAACAUGCCAGAAGCUGACAGCAAUCCCAAAGAACAGCUGACAGCAUCCUUCCAAUGGGUUACAAAAUGGGUGGACUACUCCAAUAAGUAUGGCUUUGGAUACCAGCUGUCAGAUCACACUGUUGGUGUCCUCUUCAACAAUGGGGCACAUAUGAGCCUUCUGCCAGACAAAAAAACAGUGCACUACUAUGCUGAACUAGGCCAAUGCUCUGUCUUCUCAGCCACAGAGGCUCCUGAACAAUUUAUUAGCCAAGUAACUGUACUGAAGUAUUUCUCUCACUAUAUGGAGGAGAACCUCAUGGAUGGAGGAGAUUUGCCCAGCCUAACAGAUGUACGCCGGCCCAGGCUUUAUCUCUUACAGUGGCUCAAAUCUGAUAAAGCACUAAUGAUGCUUUUCAAUGAUGGCACGUUUCAAGUGAACUUCUACCAUGAUCACACAAAAGUCAUAAUUUGCAAUCAAAGUGAGGAAUAUCUUCUUACCUAUAUAAAUGAAGACAGGAUAUCCACAACGUUUCGUCUGACAACUCUUCUGGUUUCUGGAUGUUCAUUGGAGCUAAAACACAGAAUGGAAUAUGCUCUGAAUAUGCUGCUGCAGCGAUGUAACUGAAGGAACUGACUCUGUUAAACCAAAUGGACUCUCUUGUUUGAAUCUACAGUGGAGAUAGUGGAGCAACUAGUAUGUUGAUGAUGGAUGUGUGGUGGUACGAAAACUGGACUGUCCAAGUGUGCUGGGCACACAUCUAUUAGAAGCCUAAACCUACUUCUUGGACUAAAAUGUGACAAGGAGUUCUUCGGAUAGUAGUUUUCCUUGCUUCAUGUGUGUUAAAGAUAUAUUUGACUUGAACUCGGAGCAAAGUGUGUCUGUUCGCUCAGUAAGAGAGCAUCUCUGAUGGAGUUAAACUGUGAAUACACAUCUGGAAAGGGAGGGAAGGGAGAGCUCCGUUGUUGGGGAUAAUUGUAACAAGCAGCUUCUGGUUGCUUAACUGUGAACUAUGGCCAUACUGUUUUUUUUUUUUCCUUAUUUUUCAAAAAUACCCACACUUGUGGCUGGCAAAGUGCAUUCCUUGUUAAUUUUUUUUAAUUUAUUACAGCCUAAAGUGAAGUAUUUAUUACUUUUUUUUUUUUUGGAUCUUUGCAUUUUAAAUAUGAAUCUGUUGGCAAUAAAGAAUGGAAAUCUGAAUCUCUACUCCUUCUCCAGUA